AUGAUCAUUGGAGCAUUCGGCAAAUACAUAUCGUUGAUGCCGAUUUCAUUUGUACUUGGAGUCACUGCCAUAAAGGAUGCGUUCGAGGAUUAUCGACGAUACAAAUCCGAUCAGAAAAUCAACCAUUCAACGUGCCGUGUUUGGGACUCGAGUCAGGGAAGGUAUCGCAAGCUUGAAUGGAAGCAUAUACUCGUUGGCGACUUUGUACAUCUUUCUCAUGAUGAAAUCAUUCCUGCAGACAUUCUUCUUCUCCGGAGUAGUGACACCAACGGAAUUUGUUACGUUGACACAUGCAACUUGGAUGGUGAGAGUAACCUUAAACAAAGGCAAGCCAUACGAGCAAUGGGGAAGUUUCACAAUCCGACAGUUCCUCUCAAUUUCUCUCCUGAUCAGUUCAAGUACAAGGUAGUCUGUUGCGAAGAGCCGACGACAGACGUGUAUAAAUUUGAAGGCCGUUUGGAAACAAUGGAAGGAGGUUUGUGUGUGGAAUUUAGCGCCUAUUCGUUUACAUCAAAACUUUUGCGGAACUUCUCGUGCAGAAUUCUUUUCUUUGCAGGAGCUCCACUUCCCCGUGAAUUCACUAUUCUGGCUAAGGAGAACGUGCUUCUUCGUGGUUGUGUAGUCAAGAACACGGAUUUUGUUGAAGGAAUUGUUUUAUAUGCAGGGAACGAUACGAAAGCCAUGUUAAACAACAAAGGCCCACGCUAUAAAAGGAGUACAUUGGAACGACUAACAAAUCUAGAUAUCAUUUGGUGUGUAGUGAUUCUACUUACACUGUGUAUCACUGGGGCUGUUCUCUCAGGAGUGUGGAUGCGAAGUUUUUCUGCACCCUAUGAGGUGCCCUUCUUCACAUGGUCUGAAAUGGCAGGUGGCACCGAGUUUCGUCCUUCUUUCGAAAGUUUCUGGAACUUCUGGUCUUUUAUCAUUGUUUUACAGGUAGGCUUGGCGACGUUUGAAUUUUUGUCUAAAUAGGA
Strongylus vulgaris is the source of this 974-nucleotide messenger RNA. NCBI's taxonomy places the organism in Eukaryota, Metazoa, Nematoda, Chromadorea, Rhabditida, Strongylidae. The record is from the annotation of a GenBank genome assembly.